Messenger RNA from Notodromas monacha, 3957 nucleotides. NCBI's taxonomy places the organism in Eukaryota, Metazoa, Arthropoda, Ostracoda, Podocopida, Cyprididae. The record is from the annotation of a GenBank genome assembly.
AGACGAUGCGACUGCAGCUGGUGGUUGCGGUAUUUCUCGCGUGUUCUUUCGGGAAUUGUGUGAAGAAGAGCUGGGUCGACCCGAAGUCGGUUCGCGCGACUGCUCCGGCUCCGGACAAGUCAGGGUGGGUUUCUUCGGAUGCAAAAAGAAGGGACACCAAAGGUUUGCCUGCGGAAAGAAUAUGUCAUCCUUCCUCGAAGGCACCUGCCCUGUUUGCUCGUUUAGUCAAGCGAAUCCUGUUCCUCUUCGAGGAAUAUUCGGAAAAAAGCGGAUCAUCAAUCAAAACCCGGGAAUUCGUACUUAAGAUGCAGAUGAGUUCAGAAGCCGAAGAAUUUCUGGAGCGUUUCACAUCGGACGGCACCGAAAUCGAAGACUACCAUAGAAUCCACGAAGUUCUUGAUUCUUUGUUGGAUCCUAAUAACGUUGUUCGGAAACCAUCAUUGAAAGAAAUGGAUGAAAUAGAUCAUGAAUCUGGUUGGUUGCGUCUCGUGGCAGACGUCAUCUCUGUAUGUUCUGCUUUCAUCGCGACAAUCGUUUCAUUGAUCCUUGCCAACAUCAAUAUGGGGGUUCUCCUUGGCAUCUGCGGAAUUAUGAUGACGUACGCGGUCUACAAAGUAUUUCUUGGCCACUGGCACUUGUCCAGGUUUCUGGUUGCCGUGUUCCUCAUCACUUUCUUUUGGCAAGGAUUUCGACAAUACGAGAGCUUAUUAAACAAAAGAAAUGGAGUACUGAGAAUGGGAGAACAGCUCAGAUGUGAUGAAAAAGCCCGUCAGUAUAUUCAACAUAUUCCAUGGUAUAAUUUUUGGAGUGAGAGACCUUCGCUGAAUGACUCGACGUGCGAAGAGUAUUUCGUGGCUGUUGAGAAAGCUGUUUGGUUCGAAAUGGACCCUGGAAAAAUGCUCGUUGAUGUGGUGGCACUCGGUUUUCCAUUAGUGAAUCAAUACUACGCUGCGCUUGUUGAGGGAACCUCGUGGACAAGUUAUUUUGGAUCAUUGGUAUUCGGUUCAUUGGUGCCGAUCGUGGUUUUAUUUUUCUGCUGUGGAUACGAGUUCUCGCUGCUGCCGUUCGUGGGUGUCAUACGUCCCGGAGCGCACAGAUAUGCUGCUUAUGAAGAACCUCCGCCACGUCCAGGGCCUUCUGUGGCGGCUCGGGAGCGUCCCAUGGUUGAGGAGGAUCCCGGUCGUUGGCCGGUUUUGCAGUCUAUGUCGACCGACGAGUUGAUCUCGCACCAGCAUUUAGUUCGUGCCCUUCUCCAGGUACGCGUUGGGCUUCCAAUCAAACGGCGGGUUUCUGCGCCCGUCAUCAACCGGGUUCCAUCUCCGCCUCGAAGGAGUUUAUCUGAACCCGACGCACGGAGUGUGCCUCUUCCAUCGAUUCGUGGUGUGAGAUCGAUUUUUGAGAAAGUCGCCGAAGUGAACGAAUCCGAGACAGAGUCGACGGGCGGCGGCAGUGAAAAUUCAGUGUUUGUGGUUUCGGAAUGGGGCGCUGAAGAUUCCGCGAAUUUCGAUCUUGAUGAUUUUCACUUUGAAUCUGACGAUUUCUGGGAUGAUGCGCAACAGGAAUCGUCUUGAAAAAUUGAGUCAAUAUUGUGUGACCUCCGUGGAUAACGUGAGUACAAGAGCAGGGAAUCUUGGACGACAUUGGGAUUUUAUUCAAUUCUCCUGUUCAUUUUCAAGUUUGUUCGAAUUUUUGUUCGUGAAUGAUGUGAACGUGGGGUGGCCCUUAAGUUUUGAGACCGACAGUCGCUGACACUCACUUUCUUUCAUUGGAGAUGGUCGCAAUUUUUUCUCAUCUAUUCCAUUAAACAAAAACAAAAAAGCAUACUGUAGAUGAGUAAAAAAAAGAGCUUGGGGUUUUUCCACAAUGUCAGGAAUUGAAGGUCAUAAGAAGGCAGGCGUAGACAUUCAUUUCAUAGGACAGUGAGUCCACGCAUAACGAAAGAUUCGUGCAACGGAAAAUUGCAAUGUGAUCUCGAGGAAGAAUGCGUUUCACAAAUCGAAAGUUUUGCAUAACAAAACUCAUCCAAGAAAAGAUCAGUUUCAGGGAUUCCGAAGACCCACUGCAUUUCUAAAAUGAAUUGAGUUUGCCACAAUUUUGUUAAACUCCGUUCAUUGGUCUCCGAGUGAAGAGUUAAUGUAUGUUUAAACAUUUCUUAUGAAUUCACGAAGUCCAUGUUCCAGAAUAAUCCUAAAAAUAUGGACCAUACCGCGGGAAUGACCUACGAAGUGUUUCCUGAGUACGAAACUCUGAUCGAAAAGCUCUAGUAUUUUCAGAACCUAUCGUAAAUAAGACUCUACCCAAAUAUUGAACCUGUAAAAUGUUGUUGAUAAAAUUCAUAUUUUCCCCCUCUGAAGCAAGUUAGCUGCCCUCUCCUAAUAUCAUCUUUAAAUCCUGAUACGUAAGUGUCCUUGUUAUUUUUUUCUACGUGUGAAAAUCACAGUAUGUAUUAACUCAUUUUUAGGAUGCUAAAAUAAUUUGAAAUGUCUCACUGUACUUUUGGGGCAGCGGUACUGUAACACUGUACCAUACAUUUUGUCGACUUUCUCCGUUGAGCGGAAGGCAAGUUUCUUGAGAAGCGUAGAUGUCGCUUGUCGUAUCGACUUUAUGUUUUUGUUGAAUAAUUUCCAAUGUCAGUCUUUGUCUGUCCUCUCGAUGUUGGCCUACCUCCUUAAAUGAGCCGUUAGUAUUGAUGGAAGGGAAAUUGGAUACAAUCUAUCCCAAAACCUAAUUUUGACGGGGUUGUUAACCAGGACUUGGGAUAAACGCAACGUUUGACUAACCAACUGCCGAAAAAGCCACCGUUUUUGGGCACAACGAUUUCUAGGCGGGUAAAUUGUGCAUUUAUUGGGGACGCAAAUAUUAUUUUGUGUAUGUUUAUUUGAAAGGAAUAUUUUCAUGAUUCGUGCCGCUCGAGGCUUUAUUGCCCUAAACGCGGGUUGAGUCACAUGUGGAUUUAUGUUCUCGAAUUUCACUCUUUCUCGAAGUACUGUAUUUUCGAAUAAUUCAACAGAGCUAAAAGUACUUGAGUACCGUUUCUUGAAGUGGAAGCGAAGCUUUUCUUCGGUGUUGUCUUUGCGUUGAACUCACAGGCUAGAAGCCGUGAUAAAUUUGAAAGUCUUCUGAGGUUAUUUUUAUUAUUCUCCCAGGAUACCUUUUUUGAAAAUUUCUGGAUCAAAAAUAAAUUCUCUAAUCUAUGAAACUCUUCUCUCAUCUGGAUUUUCAGCUGCUUGAGCCACACGCUUGGUAAUGCUGCUUUGUGUUGUGCUGUGCUAAGGAGUGAUUCGGGUUAGAUUAAUACUAAAUCACCAGUUGAUUUGAGUUCAAUCUUGUCAGUUUCGGCGUGGUGGAGUAUUUUUGGGGCUGACGAUUCAGACGACACUUCAAGAUGCAAUGUUAUAUGCAGGUAGAAAGUGACUCCCACUUUUCUGGAGUGCGGUAGUGUACCUUGAUAUUUCGAGGAAUCAAAAUAAUUCUUGAUUUUCAUGUUGCACAGUGAAUAUAAUAUUUUAUUGCAGAAAAGCCGCUUGUGCAUUUAUGGAAAGUCUGCCGAGUUCAUAAAAAUAAUUUCGUGGAGAAUAUUGCUGUAAACAUCGUACUGUAUUAUGUAUGUCCCAAUAGGCGUUGUUUUCGAAACUCAGUACUCGAAUAAUUGCUUUCAAUCAGAAACCUGAUGUAAUAAGUUCAGAGAGGAAUAUGUGACAGAUUCUACGUUUCAUGUCUCUCAUGACCGAGCAAUCGCAUGUGAUUUAGAAUUUAUAUAUCAUUGGUACAUCAUUUUGUCAGUUCUGGGGCAGGAGAUGAGGAAAAUUCAUCAUCGAAUUUCCAUUCCGGUAUUCUUUUGAAUGUGAUUUGCUGUGUGCCGAUGACGAUUGCUCUUUGUCGAGUGUGAAGCGAUUUUUGUAUUCUUACACACACGCUGGAAAAUUAAAGGCAUCCAAAAUCGGGUGAAAAGAGAAC